AUGUUUAACUAUCAACCUCUAUCAUCUAAUGAUACUUAUGGUUUUCGUACUCAGUAUAACGAAUAUCAGCAUAUUAGUAAUCUUAAGGCUGGAUCAAUAGUUAAUAUAAUUGGAAUAAUUGCAUCAUUUAAAGAUGCUAGGAAAUCUAGAGGCACUGAUUUUACAAACAGUUGUAUUAUAUUUGAUAAAUCUUGUACUGCCCCAGGAUCAGGACUACUAAUCAACUUUUUUAAACCUUUAGAGAAUUCUCUUCCAUUAUUUAAUGAUAAUACAGCAGUUAUUUUACUACGAAACCUUAGAGUAAAUCCAUACAAUCUUAAUGUACAAGGUGUUAGUAGGAUUGAUACGGAAUGGAUACUUUUUAAUAAAAAGGGCAAUAUACAAAGUAAAUCCAAUAGUAAUGUUUCUUUAUUACAUGAAGAGGAAUUAUUUGUAAGAGAUUUAUGUAUUUGGUGGAAAAACAAAGAUGGAUCAGCUCCUGAUAUUAUUUCUAAGAAAAAGCUUACUCUUAUUUGUGAUAUAGUUCCAAACUCUUUUUAUGAAAUUAUUGGUGAGAUUAUAAAAACUUUUCCUAUUAAUUCAAAUGGGUAUACGAUUUAUUUAACUGAUUAUACGUCUAACUCUCUACUACAUCAUUACCAAUGGGGAAAAGUUUCAAAAUGGAAUGGUCCAUACGGAAAAAUGACACUUCAAUGUUCUUUAUGGGAUAGCACAGCAGCGUUUGCAAGAAAUAAGCUUCAUGAAGGUGAAAUUGUUCAAAUAUCUAAUUUACUUGGACGAUUAAACCGUGAUGGUAUACUAGAGGGUGUUGUUCAUGGUGAUAAACACUAUCCGGAUAAGGUUUUUAUAACAAAAAUUUCAAGAGAUGAAAUCUAUGUUAAAGAGCUUAUAAUUCGCAAAUCUUUAUAUAAAAGUAAUUUUUUAAUAAAUAAAGAAAUUCAGGAGAAAAAUUCAAAAGGUUAUGAACAUGAAAAAAAAAAUGCAAUACUUACAUCAUCUGUUAACAUGAAUUUAAAUAUUACAUGUGCUUAUCAGCAUAUACCAAUUACCUUAAUAGGUGACAUAUUAUCUUUUUUAAGUCCUAAACCAUUAUUUGUCCCACAAAAAUUUCGUAUAAGAGCACGUGUUAUUGAUUUUCUUCCAGUAGAUUUAAAAGACUUUGCCCGUCCCUUUUGUAAAUCUUGUCAGGAAACAUAUAUUGCAAAAUGUUGUUGUUAUACUAGUUAUCCUCCUGAUGAAGCAUUCAUAUGGCAAUUUGCCUUUUUACUUGAAGGCCAAGAUUGUGCGUGUAUACCUGUUAUAUUUUUUGGAGAUGAUGCACAAAUACUUUUGAAUGAUGAUUCCAUUAUGCCUACUAACUUAAGAAAAGAUAAGAAGACUUUUAAUUUAUUAAAGCAAAGACUUUCUAUAAUAUAUGGAAAUUUGGAAGAAGCAUUUUCUUCUGAACAACAUAAUCGUAUACAAACACCUUGGUUUGAACUCUGCAUUAUGGAAUAUAUUGUACGGAAGACUAAAACUGAUAAGGGACAAAGACGAUGGAGAGCAUUUGGAAUAAAAUUAUUAUGA
Messenger RNA from Pneumocystis jirovecii RU7, 1566 nucleotides. RefSeq lists its product as uncharacterized. Lineage: Eukaryota; Fungi; Ascomycota; Pneumocystomycetes; Pneumocystales; Pneumocystaceae. The coding region runs from base 1 to 1566 and encodes 521 amino acids. Gene Ontology annotation, biological process: telomere capping; regulation of telomere maintenance via telomerase. Gene Ontology annotation, cellular component: nuclear telomere cap complex; chromosome, telomeric region. The record is from RefSeq and is a predicted model, not a curated record. The transcript is spliced from 7 exons. Gene Ontology annotation, molecular function: G-rich strand telomeric DNA binding; telomerase inhibitor activity.